GCAGGGCUGUCUGAGUUUAUGAGGGCCCAGUCUUGUGUCUGCCGGGCAAUGGGCAAGGCCCUUUCCUGUCCAAGCUCCCCGCCCCUCCCCAACCUAUUGCCUCCGCCCGAAGUCUACUUCCUGGGUGGACAGGAACUGGGCACUGUGCCCAGGGCAUGCACUGCCUCCACGCAGCAACCCUCAGAGUCCUGAGCUGAACAAAGAAGGAGGAGGGGGUCGGGCCUCCGAGGAAGGCCUAGCCGCUGCUGCUGCCAGGAACUCCAGAACAAUGCCAUCUUCUGUCUCGUGGGGCAUCCUCCUGCUGGCAGGCCUGUGCUGCCUGGUCCCUGUCUCCCUGGCUGAGGAUCCCCAGGGAGAUGCUGCCCAGAAGACGGAUACAUCCCACCAUGAUCAGGAUCACCCAACCUUCAACAAGAUCACCCCCAACCUGGCUGAGUUUGCCUUCAGCCUAUACCGCCAGCUGGCACACCAGUCCAACAGCACCAAUAUCUUCUUCUCCCCAGUGAGCAUCGCUACAGCCUUUGCAAUGCUCUCCCUGGGGACCAAGGCUGACACUCACAGUGAAAUCCUGGAGGGCCUGCAUUUCAACCUUACGGAGAUUCCGGAGGCUCAGGUCCAUGAAGGCUUCCAGGAACUCCUCCGUACCCUCAACCAGCCAGACAGCCAGCUCCAGCUGACCACCGGCAAUGGCCUGUUCCUCAACGAGAGCCUGAAGCUAGUGGAUAAGUUUUUGGAGGAUGUUAAAAAGUUGUACCACUCAGACGCCUUCACUGUCAACUUCGGGGACACCGAAGAGGCCAAGAAACAGAUCAACGAUUAUGUGGAGAAGGGAACGCAAGGGAAAAUUGUGGAUUUGGUCAAGGAGCUUGACAGAGACACAGUUUUUGCUCUGGUGAAUUACAUCUUCUUUAAAGGCAAAUGGGAGAGACCCUUUGAAGUCAAGGACACCAAGGAAGAGGACUUCCACGUGGACGAGGUGACCACCGUGAAAGUGCCCAUGAUGAGGCGUUUAGGCAUGUUUAACAUCCACUACUGUGAGAAGCUGUCCAGCUGGGUGCUGCUGAUGAAAUAUCUGGGCAAUGCCACCGCCAUCUUCUUCCUGCCUGACGAGGGGAAACUACAGCACCUGGAAAAUGAACUCACCCACGAUAUCAUCACCAAGUUCCUGGAAAAUGAAAACAGAAGGUCUGCCAGCUUACAUUUACCCAAACUGUCCAUUACUGGAACCUAUGAUCUGAAGAGAGUGCUGGGUCAACUGGGCAUCACUAAGGUCUUCAGCAAUGGGGCUGACCUCUCAGGGGUCACGGAGGAGGCACCCCUGAAGCUCUCCAAGGCCGUGCAUAAGGCUGUGCUGACCAUUGACGAGAAAGGGACUGAAGCUGCUGGGGCCAUGUUUUUAGAGGCCAUACCCAUGUCUAUUCCCCCCGAGGUCAAGUUCAACAAACCCUUUGUCUUCUUAAUGAUUGAACAAAAUACCAAGUCUCCCCUUUUCGUGGGAAAAGUGGUGAAUCCCACCCAAAAAUAACUGCCUCUCACUUCUCAGCCCCUCCCCUCCAUCCCUGGCCCCCUCCCUGGAUGACAUUAAAGAAGGGUUUAGCUGGUUCCUGCCUGCAUGUGACUGCAAACCCCUCCCAUGUUG
Molecule: messenger RNA, 1639 nt
Organism: Pongo pygmaeus (Bornean orangutan)
Lineage: Eukaryota; Metazoa; Chordata; Mammalia; Primates; Hominidae
Product: alpha-1-antitrypsin
Exons: 5
Coding region: 269-1525 (418 amino acids)
Molecular function (GO): serine-type endopeptidase inhibitor activity
Source: RefSeq, a predicted model, not a curated record